UAUUCGUAUCGGUAUCACCUUCUAUAUACGGCGUCAUAGCCUUAUCUCAUAGAAUUCCCUCUUGAACUCAUACGACGAUGGAGGAGGACCAUCCGUUGCCAUCUGCUGUAGCCAACCUUAGAGAGAACAACACACGAUCUGGAUCAGGGAGAUCUAACAGAUCCGUCACAUUUUCAAUACAAGAUGAUGAUAUUAAUGAGAACGCGGUUGUAGAUACAGAGAGCGAGGAUGAGAGAGAUGGUGAUGAUAGUGACAGUGGCCACAAUCGACGAAGAUCCUCGCGUUUAGACGAUACUUGUAUAGGAAACCCCGAGAAAGUGAACGCAGAUUUAGAAACACAAGCGAAGGAUGAGAGCAACGAGGAAACACCUCCAGCGAAACAAUCUCCAUGGCAGAGAUUCCUUGAAAUGAAGUAUGUUCGUUGGAUGCACGUGAAUCAUUCCUGGCAUCACUUCAGACCUAUCAUUCGAGCGAGUUUGGCUGCAUGGCUGGGUCUUCUGUUAUUCCUCAUACAGCCAGUUUUGGAAAGAAUGGGCCAAGCGGCGUUUUAUAUCCUUGUUUGUGGUUUUCUUGCUUCUCCACGAGACGCUAUCGUGCCUGAUAUAGAGAGGCAGAUAAUCAAUUUGGUGUUCGUUUGUUCCGCCUGGGCUUGGGCUGUUAUUGGUCUCGCAAUUGGUUUCGCUGGUAGAGAUGAUGCACUCAGCGAAGCAACAAUGGCAGAAAUAAUGGAUGAAGCGAACGCUCUAAAUGUACCUAAUGUAGCCACUUACAUUCAACAACAAACUUUUGAGGGACGCUUCAUACAAACGUCGACGUCCAUCGCCGCAGCGAUUUUCCUAGCAUCAGGCUGUGGCUUUUUCCUUUACUUGAAGUCGAUUCUUUCACCACCAAGAUACGGAGUUGCUUGUGUCUUCUCUGCAAUCUGCUUGAUUGUUAGUCUCACUCAAGGACAUCUGACAUAUUCGCCGAAUUACCUCAUAGGCUCGUAUUUCGCUUUGCCAUUAGCAUUACAAUCCGCAAUUAAUAUCCUCUGCUCGAUUUUUGUUCUACCAGUGACAGUAAACCACCAAUUUCUGAUAGGUUUGCAGGCUGUCCUCCAGCCACUCCAGAAAUUCGUACAAGCGGAGACUGACAUGUUAGGUAUACCGGUCACAUCCGAGGAUUGGAUAGAGCGUGUUAAAUACCUCAAGCAGCUCAACUCACAGUCUGUUCAGGCUAUGAUAGCGGUACGGACGAAAGACGCAUACAUUUUCCGCGAAUAUAGCUUUGGAUUGCUGAGAGGUAGAGACUGCCACGAGAUGUUGGAACUCAUUAGAGUUGUACACCUGCGUAGUGGUGGUUUCCUCACUUUCUGCGAAGCCCUUUUGGUUGCAUUCCACAACAGACACAUAUUACAAGAAGCGGUGACGAUAGCGGAUCCAUCGGAAAUGCCUCAUGCUACAGCUUCAUUGUAUGGUAAUUCAAGAAACCCUUCACCUUAUUCGUCCCAGCCAGGCACCCCAAGGAGUUCGGUGGCUUUGUCAAGACACGACACUGGUGAUUCGCGUGACAAUGAUAGCCACCAUUCGGGUUUACAUAUCUUUGGUUCACAUAGUAUUGGAACACUCACGGAAAUGCUCACAAAAAAGAAACAUGUUGCCCCAAUUGGUGUGUUUGAAUCACAAAGGUAUAUGGCUCUAGAGCAACAGUUGAAAUUUACCGAUCAGGAAUUCGUUAGAGCACACUUCAAAAUCGUCAACGCUGAAUCAAAGGAGUUGAACGAGAUUACAGCGGCGACUAUAGCACAUAUACAUACCCAAAUUGACAGAAUUGAUAAGGUUAGAUUGGGAUCGUGGAUAUUUAGACGCAAGGAUGCCCCAAGUGAAGGAGAUGCCAUUGUUCAAAACAUGGAGGUCUGCGAUAAUCUCAGAAGAGCGAUUGAUAAGUUCAAAAACGAGGAUAGAUUGGCUGUAUUGAAGAAUUACGAGAAAUUCUUCGAUGGUUCUCAGCCCAAAAAGAAGAUUCCUUAUAGGGCGUUAUUCUGGUCAUUCAGCUAUCAGUAUCAUCUGCUUUCUUUCUGUAGUGCGCUUUUAGAAGUCGUAGAAAAGAUCUCCAACUUGGAAGCCAAACGAAAGAAACCACGGUUGUGGAUACCAGAAGUUCAUCUUUUUGGUUGGUUCACAUCUGGCGCACACAAGCAUAGCGAAGAAGAGGAAGAAGACGAUGAUGAUCCUGAUCAUAUGUCAGGCGUGUUGGAUAUCUUCCCUCAGUCGAGAGAUCCUGACGUCCUUGAACCUUCUAAUAUUUUUGAGCGAUUUGGUUUGGUAUUAUGGAAGAUAUGGAUGUUUUUUACGUCGACUGGGUCUCUUUUUGCACUCAAGACUGCUGUAUUAGUUGGUCUGGUCACAUUACCCUCCUUUUUAAAACAAUCUACCAGCUGGUACUACUACGAUAGAGGAUUAUGGGUUGCUAUUAUGGCGAUCAUGACACAUAGUCAGCAUAGAGGUGAUACGCUCUUCAACUGGUUCACGCGGUUGGUUUACUCUGUGGUUGGUAUAUUUGGAGGUCUUUUGAUAUGGUCAAUUGCUGCCCAGAAGGGUACAGGAAAUGCUUAUGCAGUUGGAGCAACCUGUGCCGUGGCCUUCCCGAUUAUGUUUUACAUAGUUAUGUAUUUCCCUGGUACGAGCGUCGGUAUGAUGGUCUUGAUGACAUCAGUCGCCAUGGUACUCGGAUACAGCUGGCAAGACUCACACAAUCCCAAUCUAGUCAACGUCGGCUGGGGAUGGGAACUCUCUUGGCGACGCUUGUUGCUUGUCUUGAUAGGUGUUACUUCUGCCUUCGUUUUUGCAUAUGUUCCGCCAGUAUCCAGCGCAAAGAGACAUCAGCGGUUGAUUUACUCCCGCACGAUUACGACUAUAGCCAAUAGCUGGUGUGCAAUCGUCGGCUAUGCUCUCAAUAGUCAUCAUAGGGAGAUCGAUGAAGAGGCAAUCACCAAAACGCUCCUUUCCGUUAAAUCCAAAUUGCGAAAGAGUAAAGCAAGGCAGGAUUUCGCCGCUUUCGAAUUCAGUUUACGUGGUAAAUGGCCACGAAAGAGAUAUGAAGCUUUACUCAACGUUCAACUCGACCUUGUUGAGCUACUUUCACAGUUUUUGACAGUGGCUAAACAACUUGAUCCGCUCUGGACGAAAGGUGUUAUGAAUAGGAGUAGAUUCAAUGAUCAUAGAUUUAUUGGAGACGUUCUGGCAUGCUUUGAAAUGUGCGCUACUAGUAUCAAGACGGGUAUGCCAUUGCCUCAAAUAACACCUUGUCCAUUGGUCGGUAUACGCCAUUCAGCUAAACUUGGACUUAGCUUGAGUGCAAAUGAUGAGGAUGUACCAGAAGGAUUACCAUUGCAUAUAGACUUUAACGUCCUCAAAAGUGAAGAGUAUUGGCUAUACUGUGUUGCUUACUCGCUCUCACAAUCUAUAUUAAUUAGAGUAGACAGGAUGAUGCUCUAUACAAAAUCACUAGUUGGUGAACAGUUCCACAUUAACUUGGAAGUAUAAUAGAAUUCGUUGCAUUGUUAGCACAGACGGGAAGUCAAAAUGAUUAGUAUUAUAAGAAAAAGAUACUCUAUACUCUACUAAAUCUUAAUAAAUGAUUCAACACACUCUCAAACAACUUCACAUGUAAUUUUAUCCAAUGUUAAUG
Messenger RNA from Wallemia mellicola CBS 633.66, 3669 nucleotides. RefSeq lists its product as hypothetical. The transcript is spliced from 9 exons. The record is from RefSeq and is a predicted model, not a curated record. Bases 78 to 3524 code for a protein of 1148 amino acids. Lineage: Eukaryota; Fungi; Basidiomycota; Wallemiomycetes; Wallemiales; Wallemiaceae.